UCAGAUUUAUCAGACACGGAUUCGGGUUCUACAGUAUCUGAAAAGACCAAACAGAACGUUCUACCAAUAUUGCCUGGAGCUACAGUGAGACCGCGUAAGCAUCCACCAUGGUAUAGCACCCGGAUUUUAGAAGAAGAACGACCAGACUUAGCUGGAAAUGAAGGGAAACUCAAUUUAGAGAGAGAAGAAGCCGCGCUUAUGGAUAUGUUUAUCAGAGGGAAAAGUGAUCUACAAACAGGCGACUUAAUAAUUACUGAUGACAAUCUCGAUGAAGAAGAUCGUAGAUUCAAUCGCUACGAGGUGCAGCUGAAAUACAACGAAGGACGAUACACAGCCCUCUAUCUCAUCUCUCGACAA
Ostertagia ostertagi is the source of this 357-nucleotide messenger RNA. The record is from the annotation of a GenBank genome assembly. NCBI's taxonomy places the organism in Eukaryota, Metazoa, Nematoda, Chromadorea, Rhabditida, Trichostrongylidae.